Hippocampus zosterae (dwarf seahorse) is the source of this 3740-nucleotide messenger RNA. RefSeq names its product microtubule associated protein 4 like (gene map4l). Gene Ontology annotation, cellular component: neuron projection. The transcript has 18 exons. The record is from RefSeq and is a predicted model, not a curated record. NCBI's taxonomy places the organism in Eukaryota, Metazoa, Chordata, Actinopteri, Syngnathiformes, Syngnathidae. The coding region runs from base 230 to 3355 and encodes 1041 amino acids. Gene Ontology annotation, biological process: microtubule cytoskeleton organization; neuron projection development. Gene Ontology annotation, molecular function: microtubule binding.
CAGUUGGCACCAUUUUUUUGAGCAGAGAAAGGUGGAAAAAUAUCUUAAUCUCCCUCUGACUGACAGCCACAAACACGCCACGAGAAAACAAGACGCACCCGCACCAAAAGAGCUUCUCCUGGGGGCCGCGAACCUCUCCGUUCAUUGCCGUUACAUCACCGGCUAAGACCACGGAUGUUGUACAACGACUCAUCACUUAGCCCGGCGAACCUCCGGAUAACCGAAGAAUAUGGACCUGAGCCUGCGAGAUGCUCUGGGUGGGGGUGGAGGUGGUGUCCCAAGUGGAGCCCCUGCAGAGGCUCUGAUGAAGAGAGACUUUAUGAGCGCUCUGGAGAAAGAGAGCUAUGACGACAAGGUGGGAGAGACGAUGACCAAAAGCGACUACCGACCUUUACUGGAUGGAAAAGACGGUAAGAAUGGACUUGGGAUGACUUCAUCGGUGAUGUUACCCGGCGGGCGCCAAGACCCACCUGGACAGCCAGCAUUCGCCUACAUGUCUGGUAAGAGUCCUAUGACGGGCGGGACGAGUGAGCGGUGGAGCCAGAACAAGACAAGGGACACCAGCACGCCCGACUCAUUUCUAGGAUUCUCUCAGUCCGGAAUGAGCGGCAAUGCGGGUUCCAGCUUGCCGCCGUUCCAGACAAACGUGCACUCCACUCUCGGCCAGGUGGGGAUGGCAAAGCCGGCGGACGCGCAGAAAACCACCGGGCUCCUGGCUUCGGAGCCCCAAAACGUCAGUCUCCCUUGUGGCAUCAAUCCCUUCAAACCAAAUGAGCCCUUUUCUUCCGGCGGUCCGGGAAUCCAUUCUUUGGAUCGCAGUGCAGCUCCCCCCCUUUCUUCUCCCAGCGACUCUGUGGAAGACGGCAGCCCCACUUCCUCCACUUCCGAACCCCUCAGUCCCGAGCGAUCAGGCUGUGACGCCGGCAAGCAACAGCAGAGGCGGAAGAAGAAGAAGAGGAAGGGGCGCGACGAGGUCUACGACUUCUUGGAUAGUCGGGAGAAGAACGGCCAUUCCGAGAAACGCGGCUUGCCGGACCAGGGCGGACGGGAGGCGGAGGAGGAUGACGAGGAGGCAGACGCCCGGGAGUGGGAAGUCCGGGAGAGCGGAGCAGGCGGGAGAGUGAAAGGCAAGAAGUCGAAAAGUCGGGCGAGACUUCCAGAGGAGUGGGGAGCGCCCCAGCAGCCGGCGUCGCCCGUGCCGGCCUGGACUCCGGCGACGGACUUUGGCGCUUUGGACCGCAAAGCUGGAAAAUCUGAGCCCGGUGGAGGUUCCGCCGCACCGAUGCAAAUAGCGACGGGUUUGAUCAAUCGCUCCCGCGAUGGACUCGCAGCGGAUUCGUCUCUCGGUUCCUUUGAGCCCGGGAGUGUCCAAGAUUACCCGAUGUCCACCGGCGACUGGCGAAACGUGACCGGCGUUGGCGCCCCCGACAAGAGUAUUGCGGUCGGGGAUUUAGCAUUGACGGCGGGGGGCGAUCUGAGCCCCGUCUCCCAGACGUUCUCUUUUCUCGAUGCGGUCCUCCAGACACCCCCGGGUUCUACGCCCGACUCGCAGCACGCCGCCCCGUUCACGAACGCGCCUCCCUUUGCCACGGCUGCCUCGGUCCCUUCUUCAGGACCCCCCUCUGGUCUCGAUCCUUACGCGUCGGAUGCCCCUCCAACCUUUGCCGUGUCGUCAGAGCCCCGCCCUUCCGCCGUCGCCCAAACCUCACAUUCGAAAGCCGCCCUCGAAUCGGUCCUCAACGUUGACGCUGGCCCUUUCGUUCCUCCUCCCGCUCUCGGCCAAGCUUCGCCGGAAAGUCCCGCCAAAACCGAAGCCGCCCUCGCUGCGGUCACUCCCUCCCUCCUUACACACCCCAAGCAGCAGGAGUCCGCAUCGCCACUUCUCUCCCCGCUGGAAGUGAAAGUGGACAAGGACAAGAAGGGAAGCGCAGACGUGUCGUCCGGCUUUGGCCAGAAGGAGACGGCGGAGAAGCAAAACAAAGACAACGGCCCUGACAAGAACCCGAAGCCGGAGAAGAUUCUCAAAGACGAAGACGCUGAGAAGAACAACAAAGUGAGCGAGAAGGCAGAAAAGACGAACAAGCCGGAGAAGAGCAGCAAGGAGGAGGAAAAGAAGCCGAGUGAAAAGAAGGACGAGAAAGGGGGCAAAGGGCCGGCCAAGUCUCCGACGGGCAAUGCCGCCAAGACCCUGCCAAGCCCGGACACCAAGAGCAAGACUGAGGCGGCUUGGACCAAAACGAAUGCACCCAAAUCUCGCCCUUCCACCCUCCCUACCAAUGGCGAGGCCGCCUCUGCCAAGCGCCCCUCCCCGACCACGACCCCGGCUAACAAAAAAAGCCCUCUCCCAAAGGCGGCCACACCCACCGCUGCGAAGAGGCCUCCGAUGGCGACCGCAUCUGCAAAAACUCCAGAAAAUGGAGCAGCUGUGCAAAAGGCUUCUCCUACCCCCCGAUCGGCUGUCAAUAAGGACAACUCCUCUGCUUCUACUGGGACCAAAACUGCUGCGAACAAGAAUGACAAGGCCGAGAGCAAGUCAGCGGAGGCCAAGAAAAACAAACCAACAGCCCGUCCGCGGCCAGCCUCCGGCACCUCUCCGACAACGCAGGCUAACGGUGAAGCCGCUCCCACCCAACGUCGCCGGGUCAUCACCAAGCCUCCCGUCCCCAAGCAAACGGCUCCGGAAAAGAAGGCGACGGCACCCCGCGCUCCUCGAACCCUCCGGCCCGUCAACGCGCCCACGCCGGACCUGAAAAACGUCCGUUCCAAGAUCGGCUCCACUGACAACAUGAAGUACCAGCCUGGCCGAGGAAAGGUUUCUGCCGCACAGAACAACAAGACAGCCGACCCAUCCAAUCCUUCCAAGGCCAGAGUUCAGAUAGUGCACAAAAAGCUGGACUUCAGCCAUGUCACGUCUCGCUGCGGCUCCAAGGACAAUAUCAAACAUGUCCCUGGAGGUGGCAAUGUGCAGAUCCUGAAUAAGAAGGUGGAUGUGAGCAAGGUCACGUCCAAGUGUGGCUCCAAGGACAACAUCAAGCACAAGCCAGGUGGCGGCGAUGUCAAGAUUGAGUCUCAUAAGCUGAACAUCAAGGCAAAAUCCAAGAUUGGCUCAUUGGACAACGUGGGGCAAGGCAACGGACAGACCAAUGGACACAAGGAGGAGAGAGCGGAGGAAAAGACGCCCUCACCCCUAAACAGCACUCCGAGCGUGGGGCCGGCAGCUGUUGCCAAGGCAACAACAGCACCAGGAGGCGUUGCAAAGGAAAAUGGGGUGAAGGAGCCCACGCCUCCUCCUUUCGGGGGAGACGGGUUGAGGGACGGCCUUGGUAUUGACAGACGCAUUGCUGAAAAAAAUUGAGUUUUCGGUGGGGCACGCGUCGCGCUCGCCGGCCGACCCGAGCGACCUCCCACGGUGGCUUCCCUUUGGCCCCGCCCUCCAUCUCGCCUCCUGCAGCACCAAACCGAACGUCCGCCUCUUCGUGUUUCUCUGGGCUCCACCGCCUGCCAGUAACCGCCACCCCGACCUCUGAUGCCAGCGGGUUGACCUUUCGGCUCUCCCCACCAUAGAGAAGAGCACUCGUUGUUUUGUCUGUGAAACCCGCGUCUCAUAGUACUGCUCAUGAGCACCGGCGUAGAGGACGUAAAUGCCAACCUCAAAUCCCAACACUGUACACCCCGAGGCUUCGUAGAAAUAUUUUCAGUUGGACAGUUUCUUGUUUUCUUAUUUUCUCCGCCCACCCCCC